UCCUUUGAAACGAUGACAACGCUUCGACUUGCGAAUGCACGAAGGUAGUAUUAACAGGGUUAUGCGUACUUAUUGUCAGAAAUCCUUCAAAUGGAUUCUAUGACACUUUUACCACUGAGAUCAUCAUCGAAGAAUUUUCGUUCAAUGAUCAGGAAAAAGUUGUACUUAAAACCGAACAUUCCGACAUUGUUAAUAAUAUUGAUUGUUAUCGUCCUGUGCAUUCAUUUUCUGCCUUCCACAAAGUGUUCGCCCAAUGAGCAGGAAACGAAAACAAAGUCAAAGUACAGGCUUGUGAUACUCGUACUCUCCAGUCCUGAUAACUUGGAGCAGAGAGCAACUAUCAGGAAAACGUGGCUGGCACAGAAAUAUGCCACGGUCAGACACCUGUUUGUAAUAGGGACAUUAGACAUAUUGCCAGAGCAAAGAGAAACUCUGCAGUCAGAGAAAUACAAAUUUAACGACUUGCUUUUGCUACCAAGAUUGACAGAUUCGUAUGGAACAUUGACAAAAAAAGUUUUAUAUGCCCUGAAGGAAGUCUACGAAUAUUAUGAUUUUGAUUUUUUGAUGAAAUCCGACGACGAUACGUUUAUCUUGGUGCACAAGAUUCUGAAAGAACUGGAGAAGUGGGAGAGCAAGGGAACAAGAAAGGAAUUAUAUUGGGGCUUUUUCAAUGGAAAGGCGCAAGUUAAGAGAAGCGGACCUUGGAAAGAGACUGACUGGAUAUUAUGCGAUUAUUAUCUUCCUUAUGCACUUGGAGGUGGAUACGUUCUGUCUUAUAAUUUAGUUAAGUUUAUUGCAUUGAACAUGGACAUACUCAAGUUGCAUAAAGCGGAGGAUGUAUCUGUUGGCCUCUGGCUAGCUCCUCUGGCGAACAUUGAAAGAAAGCACGAUGUGCGUUUUGAUACAGAGUAUAGGUCACGUGGAUGUUCUAAUCAGUAUAUAGUUACACACAAACAAACAGUAGCAAACAUGAAAAAUAUAUAUGAAUAUUACCAGGCGUCUGGAGCGUUGUGCGCGAAAGAAAUAAGGAAUCGAAUGAGCUAUCAUUACAAUUGGACUGUUCCACCUAGUCAGUGCUGCAACGUACAGUCUGGCAUUCCAUAACGAACAAAUGAUUCGUUCUGGUGCAGUCAAUAUUCUAGUCAUUGUUUUUAUCCAAUUGCACUUAUUCAAUAUAUAAUCGGAACAUUUCGUUUGGUUUCGUGGUCAACCCGACGCAAGCGAAAUGGAACCAUUCUAUGGGACACUGCAUUAAAAAAAACGACAAUAAUAUUACGUAUAUAUAAAAAAAUGAGAAACAGAU
Molecule: messenger RNA, 1303 nt
Organism: Dufourea novaeangliae
Lineage: Eukaryota; Metazoa; Arthropoda; Insecta; Hymenoptera; Halictidae
Gene: beta3GalTII
Product: beta-1,3-galactosyltransferase 6
Exons: 3
Coding region: 91-1104 (337 amino acids)
Biological process (GO): glycosaminoglycan biosynthetic process
Cellular component (GO): membrane
Molecular function (GO): UDP-galactosyltransferase activity
Source: RefSeq, a predicted model, not a curated record